Molecule: messenger RNA, 2606 nt
Organism: Phyllostomus hastatus (greater spear-nosed bat)
Lineage: Eukaryota; Metazoa; Chordata; Mammalia; Chiroptera; Phyllostomidae
Gene: RABL6
Product: RAB, member RAS oncogene family like 6
Exons: 15
Coding region: 256-2298 (680 amino acids)
Cellular component (GO): cytosol; nucleus
Molecular function (GO): GTP binding
Source: RefSeq, a predicted model, not a curated record
GGCCCUCGAGGCGCCCCGUAGCCGCGCGUCCCGCUGAGCGGGCGCCAACAUGGCAGCGCUGGCGGGCGGAGGGUGUCUGCGCGGGGGGCCGAGGGGCCCGGAGCGGAGUCGCCGCGGCUGAGCCCCCGAGAGACCUUCGAAGCAGGAGCCCGGCCACCGGGACGCGGGGCAUGGUGCGAUCCGCGCCUCGCCGCCGCCGCCGCCGCCGCCGCUGAGCUCGCCAGCCGCGCCGAGCUCGGACACGGAAGCGGGAAGAUGUUUUCCGCGCUCAAGAAGCUGGUGGGGUCGGAGCAGGCUCCGGGCCGCGAGAAGAACAUCCCCGCCGGGCUGCAGUCCAUGAACCAGGCGCUGCAGCGGCGCUUCGCCAAGGGAGUGCAGUACAACAUGAAGAUAGUGAUCCGCGGAGACAGGAACACGGGCAAGACUGCGCUGUGGCACCGGCUGCAGGGCAAGAAGUUCGUGGAGGAGUACAUCCCCACGCAGGAGAUCCAGGUCACCAGCAUCCACUGGAGCUACAAGGCCACCGACGACGUGGUCAAAGUGGAGGUGUGGGACGUGGUGGACAAAGGAAAAUGCAAAAAGCGAGGCGACGGCUUGAAGAUGGAAAACGACCCCCAGGAGGCGGAGGCUGAGAUGGCCCUGGACGCCGAGUUCCUGGACGUGUACAAGAACUGCCACGGCGUGGUCAUGAUGUUCGACAUCACCAAGCAGUGGACCUUCGCCUACGUUCUGCGGGAGCUGCCCAAGGUGCCGCCCCGCGUGCCCGUGUGCGUGCUGGGCAACUACCGGGACAUGGGCGAGCACCGUGUGGUCCUGCCGGAUGACGUGCGCGGCCUCAUCGACGGCCUGGGCAGGCCGCCGGGCUCCUCCUACUUCCGCUACGCCGAGUCUUCCAUGAAGAACAGCUUCGGCCUGAAGUACCUUCACAAGUUCUUCAACAUCCCAUUCCUGCAGCUCCAGCGGGAGACGCUGCUGCGGCAGCUGGAGACCAACCAGCUGGACAUGGACGCCACGCUGGAGGAGCUGUCCGUGCAGCAGGAGACCGAGGACCAGAACUACGGCAUCUUCCUGGAGAUGAUGGAGGCGCGCAGCCGCGGCCACUCGUCCCCGCCGGCGGCCAAUGGGCAGAGCCCGUCCUCCGGCUCCCAGUCGCCGGGGGUGCUCCUGAGCGCCCAGUCGACGGGCAGCUGCAGCCCCAGCACCCCGCAGCCCGUCCCCUCAGCCUGCCCCUCCCCGCCGUCCCCCGCAGAGGCCCCGCUGCCCCCGGCGCACCCCGCGGCCCCCGCCCCGAGGCGCAGCAUCAUCUCCCGGCUGUUCGGGACUGCGCCGGCCGCCGCCGAGGCGGCCCCUGCUGCCCCAGAUCCAGCCCCAGCUGCCGAGGCUCCAGCAAAGGUCCGGGACGUGGAGGACUUUGUUCCCGCCGACGGCCUGGACCACAGCUUCCUGGACGAUGUGGCCGCCCCGAGGGAUGACAGGAGAGUUGAGGCCAAGGUCCCUCCGGACAGCGACAGUGACGGGGAGGCCCUAGGAGGGAACCCGAUGGUGGCAGGUUUCCAGGAUGACGUGGACCUCGAAGAUAAGCCGCCCAGCGGGCCCCUGCCACCCACGGGCCCUGUCCCCGGGGAGGACGCCGCAGCGCCGGCCUCCCAGAAGGGCUCCGAGCCCGGGACCACCCAGCCCUCCGCAAAGGCCCCGAGGCCGCACAGGCACUCGGCCCCCAGGGCAGCGGAGCUCCCCAGGCCCCCCGCCGAGGGCGCCGCUCUGGGGCCCAGGGACAGGAAGGGGGAAGAAGCAGCAGCGUCAUCGGAGAGCGACCCUGAGGGGCCCAUCGCUGCUCAGAUGCUGUCCUUCGUCAUGGACGACCCUGACUUCGAGAGUGACCUGGACGUGCCCGCGAGGGCGGACGAGUUCCCGGUGCGAGAGGACCCCUCCGACGAGACGGACGAGGACGCUGGCCCCGCCGUGCCGCCCCCGCCCCCCAAGCCCCGCAUUCCGUCCUUCAGGGUGAAGGACGAAGUGGACCUCUUCGGCUUGGGGCUGGAGGAGACCGGCCACAAGGCCAGCAGUGGUGAAGAUAAGCCGCCAUCCAAGGAGAAGAAGAAAAAGAAAGGCCGAGAGGAGGACAAGGCUGCGAAGAAGAGGAGCAAACACAAGAAGGGCAAGGACAAGGAGGAGCCCCGCGAGGACCGGCGCCGGCGGCGGCGCGAGAGGACGGCGGUGGACGAGCUGGAGGCCUUCCUGGGCGGCGGGGCCCCGGGCGGCCGCCUCCGCGGGGGCGGGGACUACGAGGAGCUCUAGGCCGGCCGCCCUGCCGGGCUCGCUGCUCCGCGCAGCGCCGCCCCGCGGCUUCUCAGGGAGGGACUAAGGCCCCGCGCCGGCGAGGCUGUUUACAGAGGCGGGAGUGCCGUGGUCGCCGCCCAGCCCCUGCUUGCCCGGACUCCCGCAUGCGGCCCAGCUUCCCGCGGGCUCCACAGCCGCUGGCCCCGCGCCCAGCGUUGCGCCUGUGCCGGUGCGCCUCUGUCCAGGGCCGGGAUGUCUUCCCUCGGCGCCCCGGUUCCUUUUCCUCCUUCCACACUGAUCUCCGACCAUAAAGCUCUCUUGUUUUA